AUGGCUGCAGCUAUGGCCUCGGGCUCAGCUAUGCUGGAUCCCAUGCACUACUAUCGUGCAAAGAGAGACAGGGAACGGAGGACUGUGCUGAAGACGUAUAAGAUAUUAGGAUUCAUAUCAUCAGGUACAUAUGGAAGGGUAUACAAAGCGGUUUUAUUACCUUCCCCAUCCUCUUCAUCCAACACCAAAUCCAGCAGUACCAACAAAUCAACAUUACCUUCAUCUGCCCGAGCGGCAUUGUCCAUAACCAAAGAUAAACUACCUUCACCUACUACAUCGACGUCUUCCAAUUCCAAUACACCGAUACUAGAUCCCCUGAAUAAUCCAGAAUUAUGUAUGAGACCUGGCGAUUUACCUGCGAAAGAGGGGGAUGUGUUUGCGAUCAAAAAGUUCAAACCUGAUAAAGAGGGGGAUGUUUUGACGUAUGCGGGUAUAAGUCAAUCUGGUGCGAGAGAAAUUAUGUUAAAUAGAGAGCUCAAUCAUCGUAAUCUGACCGCGCUGAGGGAAGUCAUAUUAGAAGAUAAAGCUAUUUAUAUGGUAUUCGAAUAUGCUGAGCAUGAUUUCCUGCAAAUAAUCCAUCAUCAUUCCCAAACUACCCGAACACCCAUCCCAUCCCCAACCCUCCGUCGCUUACUACACCAACUCCUAUGCGGCGUCCAUUUCCUCCACUCGAACUUCGUAUUACAUCGUGAUCUGAAACCUGCCAACAUCUUAGUAAACUCUGCUGGCGUAGUGAAGAUUGGUGAUCUAGGUUUGGCGAGAUUAUGGCAUAAGCCCUUAGCUCAAGGCGGUCUGUUUGGGGGUGAUAAGGUUGUGGUGACGAUUUGGUAUAGAGCGCCAGAGUUGAUUCUGGGUGCUAAGCAUUAUACGGCUGCUGUUGAUCUAUGGGCAAUUGGAUGUAUCUACGCGGAAUUACUUGCCCUUCGACCGAUAUUCAAAGGUGACGAAGCUAAAAUGGACGGUAAGAAGCAAUUACCAUUCCAGAGAGAUCAGAUGGGGAAGAUAUGCGAGGUACUGGGUCCAGUCAAAGCCGACCAAUGGCCAGGGAUUGUGCAUAUGCCAGAAUACAAAACGUAUCUAUCAUCUGGGCCGUAUCCUAACCCCAAUCCCCUUCCUACAUGGUACCAACAUCGGUCAUCGUCUUCCCAAGGGUAUGACCUCCUCACAAGAUUGUUCGAGUGGGAUCCAGCAAGACGACUGACGGCUAGAGAAGCGUUGGCUCAUCCUUGGUUUCAGGAAGAAGGUGGUGUAGCCGCGAAAAGCGUCUUUGAAGGAAGUACAAUCACGUAUCCAACUCGAAGAGUAACGCAUGAAGAUAACGGUGAUGCUAAGAUGGGAUCUCUACCCCCUUCAAUGGCUCAACCUCGAUUACCGUCAAGUAGCAAUUUCCGAUCUGCGAGUGCGAACUUGACUGCCCAGCAACCUGCGAGGAAGAAAACUAGAAUGUAG
Molecule: messenger RNA, 1449 nt
Organism: Kwoniella botswanensis
Lineage: Eukaryota; Fungi; Basidiomycota; Tremellomycetes; Tremellales; Cryptococcaceae
Product: serine/threonine-protein kinase SSN3
Exons: 10
Coding region: 1-1449 (482 amino acids)
Biological process (GO): protein phosphorylation
Cellular component (GO): nucleus; mediator complex
Molecular function (GO): cyclin-dependent protein serine/threonine kinase activity; ATP binding
Source: RefSeq, a predicted model, not a curated record